Molecule: messenger RNA, 2626 nt
Organism: Argentina anserina (silverweed cinquefoil)
Lineage: Eukaryota; Viridiplantae; Streptophyta; Magnoliopsida; Rosales; Rosaceae
Product: pathogenesis-related homeodomain protein
Exons: 11
Coding region: 381-2483 (700 amino acids)
Biological process (GO): chromatin organization; regulation of DNA-templated transcription
Cellular component (GO): nucleus
Molecular function (GO): DNA binding; chromatin binding
Source: RefSeq, a predicted model, not a curated record
UCAAUCAAGUUCCAAACUAAAACCUCAAACCUGUUCUGUCUUCCCCAUCAAUCAAGUUCCAAACUUGCUCCACCAUUAUUAUUUGAUCAUUCAUUCCCAAGCAAAUGAUAAAAGGCCAGCUUUAUUAGGGUGCAGCUUCGGGAAGACCAUAAUCGACGGUGAAGCAUUGACCUGAGACUCAGAGAGCAUCGUUUAGAAGAAGAAACAAGAAGCCCAAAAGCCAGAGUUUUCAAAUUUUGAAACUCUAUGAGCAAUUAAUCCGAAACCCAUCAAGAACUCGUUGCUCUUGUUUACAUAAGCAUGUAUUUGUAAGCAGCUCCAAGAGUCGGGAGUUUGCAGAUCUCUAAUCUCUGCAAAGUUUUAAAACAUUGGUUAGCAAAAUGCACGAUCUUGGGAAGAAAUCAUCUGUUCAGGAGUCUGGAAAAUCUCGUUACUCAACUCCUCUGUCAAAGCUAUUAUCAUCACCUAAGUUUAAGAAAGGCAGCAAAGUUUCCCAUGUGAAAAAGGUAAAACCAAAAUCCAAAACGACUAUUGCUUCAUCCUUUUUGAAGAGAAGAAAUGCCGACUCAUCAAGGAAGGGAACAAAGAGUAAGGACACAAGUAAGAAAUUGACAAGUAGAAAAGGACUGCAUAAUGCACGUGAUGAAAAUAAUGCAAACAAGUCAUCUUCAUUGAAGCUUCAGAAUGACAAGGUCUCAAUGAAUGGCUCCAAUCAGAAAGGGGAAAAUGCUGAUGGAGAAACCAGAAUUAGAAAAAGAAGAAAGACGAAACGUAAAAAGAAUAAAGUGGAUCUUGAUGAAACUGCUCGCUUGCAGAGAAGGACAAGGUACCUGCUAAUUAAAAUAAAGUUGGAGCAGAACCUGAUUGAUGCUUAUUCUGGUGAAGGUUGGAAGGGUCAGAGUAGAGAAAAGAUUAAGCCAGAAAAAGAACUACAGAGAGCCGAGAAUCAAAUUUUGAAGUGCAAGCUUAGAAUCCGAGAUGCUAUUCAUCAGCUACAUUCACUAAGUUCAGUGGGAAGCAUUGCAGACUCUGUCAUUGAUCCAGAUGGAUCUGUUUUUCAUGAGCAUAUAUUCUGUGCAAAGUGCAAGUUGAACGAAGCUUUCCCUGAUAAUGAUAUUGUACUGUGUGAUGGGACGUGCAAUGCUGCAUUCCACCAAAAAUGUCUUGAUCCUCCCCUGGAUACUGAAAAUAUUCCUCGAGGAGAUCAAGGCUGGUUUUGCAAAUUUUGUGAGUGUAAAAUGGAAAUACUAGAGGUAGUCAACGCUCAUCUUGGGACCUGCUUUUCCAUGGAUAGUACUUGGCAGGACGUUUUCAAAGAGGAAGCUGCUUUCCCUGAUGGUGGGAAUUUAUUACUAAAUCCAGAUGAAGAAUGGCCUUCAGAUGAGUCGGAUGACGAUGAUUAUAACCCAGAUAGAAAUGUAAACAGUUGUAGCGUCAGCAGGGAAGGUAGUGAUGACAAUGCAUCAGAUGAUGAAUUGUCAACUGACGCCAGCGUAGGUUCUGAUGAAUCUACUGAUGGAGAUAUUGUUUCUGGCCGAAGACAGAGAAGCAGUGUUGAUUAUAAGAAAUUAUAUGAUGAAAUGUUUGGAAAAGAUGGUCCUGUGUUGGAACAAGUUAGUGAUGAUGAAGACUGGGGUCCUGGUAAAAGGAAGCGACGAGAAAAAGAAUCUGAUGCUGCCAGCACUCUUAUGACUCUGUAUGAGAGUGAGAGAAAUCCAGGUCCUGUCCCUACAGAAGUGAAAAGUAAACGAACUACUGAUAAACAAGGCAGAAGGUCAUGUUUCCGGAUUCCUCCCAGUGCUAUUGAGAAGCUUCGCCAAGUUUUUUCGGAAAAUGAACUUCCUCCUAAAGCUGUCAAGGAUAAUCUUUCCAAAGAGUUGGGUCUUGAUCCUGAGAAGGUCAGUAAAUGGUUCAAGAACACACGCUACCUGGCUCUUAAAACCAGAAAGGCAAAGGGAAUUAAAGAUCUUCACACUUCUUCUUCCGAAAUGAACAAGGAAUCCAGAUAUGAAAAUGUGACAGGAAAAGCUGCUGAUCUCGUGGAAUCUGAUUCUGAUGACACCUCAGCUAAAACUGUGGUCCAUUCCCCAAGGAAUAUUAAGAAGUCUUUCUGGAGAAAGCAUCCAAAGUCAUUAAGUAGCCCUCUGAAGAAAAAUCAACAGAAAGGAUCUUCAUGUUUGUCACCUGCAAAGAGCAACAAGGAUGUUGGCAUGGAAUUGAGUGAUGAUGUGAGCUUAAAGAAGCUUUGGAAAGGAAGAACAAAGGAGAAGCGAGUCAACAUUAUUGCUGGAAGUGGAGGUGAGUCUCAAGUUGCAGAACUGGAAAUGGAGAGACUAUGUAAAGUCCAAGUUAGGCUAGAUAAUAUGAGACAGAAAUUACAAAGGUUUCAAACAGCCAAGGCAAAGAAAUUGAAAAACCCUCCAUUGCAUGAACAGACAGUCAUUUAUGUUCCAAUAGCAGAACUAAAAGGUUUGACAUUCUGAAAUGUUCUGGAUUUUCAUAUAGCAUUCUACAGAUAAGAGCAGUCAUAUAUAAUUGUUUUUCUGAUGCUCAAUGCCUCUUUGCUCAUCUUAGAAUAAUACAAUGUCUUUCUCCGAGUUGAAAAUGGUCAAUUCUAGAAUAGCAG